GGCCGUUGUAGAUGCGCCUUCUUGGGCACAUGGAAAACGUAUACAAGAGAGAGAUCUGACUUUUGUCGACCGAAUUCAGAGAGCGCUUAGCUUACUUCGGAGGUUGCUGAUGGCUUCUUCUUGCGAAUCUGCUCAGUGAAUGAAGCCUUCAAGUUGUACAAGGAGAAGCAAUGGAGCCAGACAUUCUGCCCUAUCAGCACUCAUCAGCUCCCCCUCCAUUGGACGAUGACAUGGGGGAGGCAGGAUCAGAGGAGGAUGAGUUUGGGGGAUUUGUUUUUGACCUUGCUGCUCCCACUGAGCCACCAUUUCCGAAGUCCAGCUUUACUCUCCAAACGGAACACUCCAUUAGGGAGAGUGUGGAAGGGGGGCAGCCAUCUUUGGAUCUUUGCACCACAAACGGUUACUGCAGCUCUGCAGAGGAAACGGGCUUCGCUGACUUCUCUGUGUUUACAGAGCAGGCGGCUCACCCGUGGUGCUGCGGCUUCGCUCCACUGGGUGGCACUGCGGUGGGGACAAAGCCCUCCAGCAGUUUGAGAGAAGGACGCCAGGUCGUUAUGGACGCCGAACCCAGAUCUCGUUGCGCGUGUACGCCUCACCAAACAUCUCAGGACAAGUCUCACCAAACCUCCAAGUUGCAGAAGGAAGACGUCCUAAACACGUCCGCUACAGAGGACCUGGACUCCUUCUGCGAUGAUGUCUCCUAUGAGGGUCCGUCUGAGGACUUGGAACCAAACGUGUCCUCUCUUGCCUCCCAGGGGGAUCAGACUGGUGAUGAAGACGAGUCGCUGUCUGAGUGGGACAUGUAUUGUCACCGUGGCGACCAGGCUGCAUCUCAGGGAACGUGCGCUACCUCCAACGUGUCCUCACAGUUCAACGCUGAAAGGUUUGACAACUGCGUUGAUGGAGAGACCCUGGGUCUCCCGCCAAGUGACAGCUUUGCAGAUUUCUGUUCGGCUGCGCCACAGGAGGAUGGAAACAGGAUGUGGGCGGAGUUUAAAGACACUCGCAGCAAGCUUCCAGAACAAGUCAGCAGCCUCCAGCUCCUACAGGCUUCUUUCCCAGAGGAGGUGGUCCCACCUGAGGAGGAGGACGAGGAUGAGGAGGAGGAGGAGGAGGAGAAUGUGCCCAGCCUGGGUGCUCUGCUUCAUCCUCAGGAGGAGGAGAAGACCACAGUUCAUAGGGUUCAGCAUGGCUUUUGGCGCCCCCACCAGGACAUCCACGGUGCAGCAGGCCUCAUGUUCCAGUGGAGAGCUUCCCACGCCAACAGAACACUGCUCAGGUGUCUUGGUUUGGACAUGAGGGACACUUGGGUGCAGAUGAAUCCCGACAAGGACUGUUUUUCAGGACACACACCAGCGACCACCUCCGGAGCCCAGACACACACUUAAUGAAUUCAAUGCAAUAGCUCAUCACCAGCCUGUUGGAUGAGAGUCCUCAGUUCUCAGGGCGGUCCGUCUCCUGCUUUGAGGUCAACCAGCCAUGCAGUACGUGGACUCUUGUAAUGAGUGCUACACCUUUUUAGUACGUACUGUACCUUCUGUAGGAUGUGUUUUCUCCUUCUGAGUAUUGACACUGUGUACUCACUUCCCAGCAAUGGAUGAGAAACUCUUGAAAAACUGUUGUUUUUUUUAAACCACAAUCCAAAAUGUGCAGUCAAAACAAUCAACGACCUUUACGAGGAAACACUGUGCCCACCUCCCAACUCUCCCUCUUCUUCUUCAGCUCACUAAAAAUUUGCACUUUUAGUUUUUAUGUCAUCUUAUUUUAUUUAUGCAUUAACAAGAGUUCUUUAUUUAUUUACUAUUACAAUAUUUAUUCAUUGCCUGUUGACUGAAGCAUCAAUUGCAUGAGCAUGCAAACAACUCCUUAACUCACUUUAAUCAGUGUAAUAUUUGUCAUUGAGUAUUUCCAUGAAAAUCUGUGCCUUUAUGCCACCAAUUAUAAACUAUAAAAAGUACUUGGCUCAUACAUUUAUUUAUUUUUUCUUAACCAAAUAUUCAAAUUAUGUAUUUUUCCUUUUGAAACAUCUUCAGGUUUACUGCUGGAAUCCAAAUGGAAUGCACUGCAAUAAAGUGUUAAGAUGCUCGUAAAUACUACAAUAAACCAGAUACGUGAUCCUUAUGGCUUGUUGUACAUGUUUAUUUGUACUUCUGAAAGGUGACAAUACAAGAGACACACACAUUUACACAUGAUCAAUAAGCAAAUUAGCUCUCAGUUUACCGGUCGAUCUAUGUUCCUAUCCUCACUUAUGGUCAUGAGUUCUGGGUAGUGACCGAAAGGACAAGAUCGCGGCCAAAAUGAAUUUUCUCCGUAGGGUGGCUGGGC
Molecule: messenger RNA, 2325 nt
Organism: Dunckerocampus dactyliophorus (ringed pipefish)
Lineage: Eukaryota; Metazoa; Chordata; Actinopteri; Syngnathiformes; Syngnathidae
Product: aftiphilin-like
Exons: 6
Coding region: 171-1388 (405 amino acids)
Source: RefSeq, a predicted model, not a curated record